AUGAAGAAAGUGAAGAUUCAAUGUAAUCCUGAAAAUUUUACAAAGGCAUCUACACGAUUGAAAAACGAUAGAACAUUCUGUCUGGAUGUUGUUCGUUCGAACCCUGACGUGUUUAAUAGAAUUCCAGAAGAAUAUCAGAAUGAUAAGGAAUUUAUUGUUGAAUUGAUCAACACUUCUCGGAUCGUUGUUGAUGGAAAAGUUCGAGAAGACAUAAUUCAUACAUGCAUUCCAGAAAUUUAUCAACGAAUACCGUUAACAGUUUAUGACAAAUUGCCAAUGGAGAUCAAAAAGUAG
Naegleria fowleri is the source of this 294-nucleotide messenger RNA. RefSeq lists its product as uncharacterized. Bases 1 to 294 code for a protein of 97 amino acids. The record is from RefSeq and is a predicted model, not a curated record. NCBI's taxonomy places the organism in Eukaryota, Heterolobosea, Eutetramitea, Acrasida, Naegleriidae. The transcript has a single exon.